AUGCCUGUGAUUGUGCUAGAAGCCAGAGACUUCGCCAGUCCUCUGUUUUUGGUGCGGACUUUGGAGAUCUUAUCCGGCUGCACCACAUUCAGUCUCGUGGCCUCUCUGGAGGAUCCUGAGUUAAAUAAAAAUUCAACUAACCUCCACUUCGACACAUUCAGGAUCUUCUGCAUGUUUACCUGGUGCUUCUUCUUUAUCCUUUCACUUCUCAUCCACAUUCUCAGUGUCAUCCAGUUUCACAGCCUCAUCCCCGUAUCCUGGAAGAACCUAACGAUGACUGUGGCAGUUUUGGGAGAAUUGAUGUGUUUCACCGCCACUGUGCUUUACUCUUGGAUCAUCAUGGAUCACCAAAUGGUAUCACCACGCCCUGUGGUGGCUGCCGUGGCCUCCUGCCUCACCUGUCUGGCGUACAUCUCUGAGUCCUAUGUUCUUCGCACCCAAGCCCAUGAACAAAGAGGCUACAUGGGCAGCAUGCCUGGUAUCCUUAAGACAAUUCAGCUGUGGGGAGGCUGUCUGAUGAUACCCCUCAUUGUAGAGGUGGUCCGUGGACUGCCUAGUGGAGUACACAUUUGGCAGGUAUGGGUCACCGGCGUGUCAUACGGUGUCUGCGUCCUCGUGUCUCUAGUCACACUGGUGGUGAUAUUAGGGGACUUUGCUGGACGAUGUCUUCUUCCAUUCGACAGACUUUUGGCUGGCUUCAGUCUGAUUGGAGUUUUACUCUACAUGGUGGCCACAGUGAUUUGUUUUACCAAGAUACUACAGCUGAGAGACCUCAGACAACAAAUGCCAAAUGAAAGUGCUGGGCUGGUUAUCAUGGAAACGGUGAUUGCUAGUAUCACACUGUUAGCUUAUUCAGUGGACCUUGCCUUUUCCAUUAAACUGUUGUGUGACAGGAGUUAUGCAUGA
This is a messenger RNA of Notolabrus celidotus (New Zealand spotty), 906 nucleotides long. Its product is annotated as myeloid-associated differentiation marker homolog. The record is from RefSeq and is a predicted model, not a curated record. The coding region runs from base 1 to 906 and encodes 301 amino acids. The transcript has a single exon. Gene Ontology annotation, cellular component: membrane. NCBI's taxonomy places the organism in Eukaryota, Metazoa, Chordata, Actinopteri, Labriformes, Labridae.